AUGCCUGUACCUCCAGCUAGUGGCACGGGUAGAUAUUACGCUUUAGCUGCCAAAUCGAUUCGUUUAAUACGCCAAGGAUGUACAAACAGGCCAUUUUUUCACAUAUCAGUAACACAGCGCAAGAGAUUAAACAGUCAACCAGUUAUAGAACAACUUGGGUCGUAUGAUCCGAUGCCAAAUAUGAAUAAUGAGAAAUUGGUGGCACUUAACUUGGAACGAUUAAAAUUCUGGUUGGGACAGGGUGCCCAUGUUACACCACCAGUCGCUGAGCUACUAGGUUUAUCAGGCUUCUUUCCAAUACACCCAAGGUCAUAUAUGACAGCCUGGAGAAACAGAAGAGCAGAGAAAGAAAGACUGGAAAAAGAAGAAACAGCACAGAGUACCUCGUAA
Leptosia nina is the source of this 390-nucleotide messenger RNA. NCBI's taxonomy places the organism in Eukaryota, Metazoa, Arthropoda, Insecta, Lepidoptera, Pieridae. The record is from the annotation of a GenBank genome assembly.